AUGGAAUGGAUACAGAGCGAGAGGGGUGGGCGAAAGCUCCUCCUGGGAGGAUACAUGUACGUCAAGCAAAAAGAUUUGGCAGAUGGGUACGAGGGCUUUGAAUGUGAGCUACGAAGGAACACACGACAAUGCAGAGCAAAAAUUAAGUUGCUGUCAACGUCUGAAAGUUGGUUCGCUGAUGGCACGUUCAAGGUAGUGCCGACCAUCUUCUUCCAGUUGUGGACAAUCCACGCCACAUAUGAGGGACAUGUGGUGCCUUUGGUUUAUUGCCUCAUGCUAAAUAAGGACCAGGCGUCAUAUGCAAGGGUACUAGCAGCACUACAGGAGGGAAGGGCGUUCUACCCAACCAGAAUCAUGAUCGACUACGAAUUUGCAGCGAAGAACGCAUUUUCCCAGGCAUUUCCAAAUGCUCACGUUCAAGGAUGUCUUUUUCAUCUCUGUCAGAGGAUACAUGAACGGAUCAAGCAAGAAGGGCUGCAGGUGCUCUACAACGAGGAUGAGGAGAUCCGGACACAGGCGAGAAUGAUAGGAGCGAUUGCAUUUGUGCCAGUGGAAGACACCGUGGAGGCGUUUGAAGCCUUGGCAGGCAUUGCAAGGGCAGAGCUGCAACCUGUCCUCAAUUAUUUUGAGGAUACUUAUGUGGGUCGACCUCAAAGAGCCGCGGGACAUGGUCGCCAGGCAGCGAGGUUCCCGCCCAUAAUGUGGAACAUGUUCAAUGCGACACUGCAGGGGGAAUUUCGCACGAACAAUCAUGUGGAGGGCUGGCACCGAAGGUUCCAGAUCGGCGUCGGUGCCGACCACCCCUCGUUUUGGCAGUUUUUGACCUGCCUAAAACGGGAACAUGCCAUGAACGAAGUAACGAUCGGACAAGCGCAAGCUGGAAUGGCGCCUCCCGCACGUAGGAGAGUGUACCAAGAUACCAAUCUCCGGCUCAUCAGGCUCGUUACUAAUUACCAUGGGAGAGACAUUGUAGAUUUUUUGAGGGGCGUGUCCCAUAAUCUUCACUAACGAUCAGUCACCUAUGCUAUUGUACAGUUUUUGAUCAGUCCAGUUGAAUUGUUUUAACAUG
This is a messenger RNA of Strongylocentrotus purpuratus (purple sea urchin), 1069 nucleotides long. RefSeq lists its product as uncharacterized. The transcript is spliced from 3 exons. Lineage: Eukaryota; Metazoa; Echinodermata; Echinoidea; Camarodonta; Strongylocentrotidae. The record is from RefSeq and is a predicted model, not a curated record. Bases 1 to 1008 code for a protein of 335 amino acids.